AUGGAGGCAGAUUUGUUGGACACGCUGGAGUCUCUGGGGUACCAAGGUCCCCUGUUGGAUGAGGCGAGUCUAGGUCCGGCUUUAGAAGGCGGUCUGUCAUCUCCCGAAUACUGCCAGCUCUUGUGUUGGCUCAGCUCUCAGAUACAGUUACUAGGUAACUUAGAAGAAAGUGUCAGCUCUGAAGGUGGAGACUUGGAGAGUACGCAGUUGGAAAUAAGUGGAUUCUUAAAGGAGCUCUCUUGCCCAUAUCCUUCUCUGGUAUCUGGAGAUAUCAAAAGCCGACUCCAAAACAAGGAAGAUUGUCUGAAAUUGCUGUUAUUCUUAGGUACAGAACUUCAGGCCAUACAGAUCCUACAGACCAAGAAGUCGAGUUGCUUAGCUCCAAGCGAUGCUGUGAAUAAAGAAAUAAAAGUUAUUUUUGAAGCUCUCAGAUUGCCUCUGUCAUCAACUUCAGAUGUUGUAAGCCAGUUAAAAAGUGUGCAGGAAAAGGUUACAGAGUUAUUGUCAAAAGCUCCGUCAAAUAGCACUAACAAGACUCUUCUUGGUGUGGAACUGAAUGCAGAACAGUUGGAACACCUGGAAAAGAUAAAUGAAGCUCUUUGUAAAGAGUAUGAUUGUCGGCGACGAAUGUUAAUAAAACGUCUCGACGUUACUGUUCAGUCAUUUGGCUGGUCAGAGAGAGCCAAGGCAAAAACAGAUGAGAUUGCUCGUGUUUAUCAGCCAGUGCGAUACUCACUGUGCUCAAAAUCAAGCAUUACAUUAUCACACCUCUUGGCUGCUAGAGAGGAUCUCUCCAGAAUAGUGCGCACUAGCAGUGGUUCAUCAAGAGAGAAGACUGUGUGUCCUGUGAACAAGGUUUUAAUGGGAAGAGUUCCUGAUCGAGGAGGAAGACCAUCAGAGAUUGAUCCCCCACCUCCAGAAAUGCCACCCUGGCAGAAAAGACAGGAUGAUGGA
Messenger RNA from Staurois parvus, 954 nucleotides. The record is from the annotation of a GenBank genome assembly. NCBI's taxonomy places the organism in Eukaryota, Metazoa, Chordata, Amphibia, Anura, Ranidae.